AUGCAUCAAGACCAGCAGAAUCGCCUUUAUCAGGCACGCAUUAUCGCUAGCGUCGCUGCAACUGUCAUGUCCCUGGCUUGCGGCACCAACUAUGUCUACUCAGCUUGGGCUCCGCAGUUUGCGGAACGAUUGAAAUUGUCGUCUACAGAGAGCAACUUGAUCGGUCUAUGUGGUAAUCUGGGAAUGUAUACCCUUGGCAUGCCCAUAGGUGCCUUUAUUGACCAUCGAGGCCCGCGACCUGCUGUCCUUGCCGGUGCCAUCCUCAUGCUCCUUGGCUACUUUCCUCUUCACCAAGCCUAUCAUCGUGGCUCCGGAUCCGUGAUUAUGAUGUGUGUCUUCUCCUACAUGACUGGCCUGGGCAGUUGUAUGGCAUUCGCUGCAUCUGUCAAGACGUCUGCUCUCAACUGGCCCAAGACCCGUGGAACCGCCACAGCUUUCCCUUUGGCUGCCUUUGGCUUGAGUGCAUUCUUCUUCUCUUUCGUCGGUGCUGUCUUUUUCCCUGGCAAUCCCAGUGCUUUCCUUGAACUUCUCGCCUGGGGCACCUCUGGCCUUACCUUUGGCAGCUUCUUCUUUCUGAAAGUCUAUCACGACCAGCCCGAGUAUGAGGCCGUACCCGCAUCCGACGACACGCAGAGCAUUCCAUCAUCAGCAUCUCAGCAAUUUCGACCUGGAUCUUCAGAGGAGCCGAAACCCUUCCGCUCCUCUCGAGUGGAUAAUGAACCCGCAUCCUCAUCUACCGCCGCCCCGGAUUCGACGGGCUCUCUUGGAACUCCACUUGCGCCUGAAUUCGGCCUUGUGGUCGCCCCCGAGAAUCCUGAAGACCUCGAGGUUGGCGAGAGGUCACCCCUGACUUCUCGUCCCUCAUCACGAACCGAUCAACCCCUGCUUGGAAAUAAUUAUAUUAAUAACGAUGGAUCUCACCAUCUAGACAUUCGAGGUCUCGCCCUCUUGCGCAGCGCCAGCUUUUGGCACCUCUUUAUCAUCAUGGGUAUCUUGGCUGGCGUUGGUCUCAUGACCAUCAACAAUAUUGGAAACGAUGCCAAGGCUCUUUGGAAGCACUACGACAAGAAUGUGACCGACGAUUCUCUCGUCCAUAGACAACAAAUGCAUGUAUCAGCGUUGUCUAUUUGUAGCUUCCUCGGCAGACUGUCAAGUGGUGUCGGCUCCGACUUCUUGGUCAACAGACUUCACGCCAGCAGGCUCUGGUGUCUUGUUGCUGCCUGCAUAAUCUUCAUCUUUGCCCAGGUGUGUGCCUUGAACGUCGAAAACCCACACUGGCUUGGCCUAGUCUCGGGCCCGUCCGGCUUGGCCUAUGGCUUCCUCUUUGGUGUCUCUCCCUCUCUUGUCGCCGAGACUUUUGGCGUUGGGGGACUUAGCCAGAAUUGGGGCUUUAUUACCAUGGCUCCUGUGUUUUCGUCCAACAUCUUCAACCUAUUUUAUGGUAAAAUUUACGACGCACAUAGUGUAGUUGGUAAAGACGGCGAGUUAUCUUGCUUAGACGGUCUUGAAUGCUACCGCUCCGCCUAUUGGGUCACACUAUUAUCAUGCUGCGCUGGAACAGGCAUCACUCUCUGGGCGAUUCGCCAUCGGCAUGCAAAGCACCAAAGGGCGAUGAACAAGGGACACGAGGAGGACUAA
This is a messenger RNA of Fusarium poae, 1638 nucleotides long. RefSeq lists its product as uncharacterized. The transcript is spliced from 5 exons. Lineage: Eukaryota; Fungi; Ascomycota; Sordariomycetes; Hypocreales; Nectriaceae. Bases 1 to 1638 code for a protein of 545 amino acids. The record is from RefSeq and is a predicted model, not a curated record. Gene Ontology annotation, cellular component: membrane. Gene Ontology annotation, molecular function: transmembrane transporter activity. Gene Ontology annotation, biological process: transmembrane transport.